GACGGGAGGAACAUAAGCACACAGAAGGGUGAAAAGGAAAUGACUUUCUGCUUUGUGAGCUGAGACAUCCUGCAGGCCCUAGGGCUUACGUCAGAACGUCGUCUUGUACUCUGGUACACUUCCUCCUCCUGACGCUCUUGGGUCGUGACUCUCAUCAGGCGAAAGGGCCAGUGACCUCUGUUAACCACCCUACAUAAGCUAUCCAAACAAGCAACAUGCCGUCCCUACCAGACCACGCCUUCACGAUCACGGGCGGCUGCAACUGCAGCGCCAUCCGCUACAAAAUAUCCAUACCAGCACUCGCGGACCGACCCCCGACGCACAUGAAAGUAUCCCUCUUCCUCUCGCCCGAGCAGGCGAAGAAGGACUGGCGCCUGCCGACCCUUGCCGUGUGUCACUGCGCCAGCUGCCGCCGCGGCUUCGGGAGCGUGGUGCCAGCGAUGGCGCAGUGCGCCGCGUAUAUGGUCUCCGUCUCGGCUCUUCCCGUCAAGUCGACCGAGAAGGCAGAGGACGUCGGGACGGGCGGGUUUUCAGCUCUGGCGCCGCGGGAAUCGGCAGGAGAGCUGGACGAGGAGCGGCAGGCGGAGUUUCGCCCGGCGACCGAAGUGUUCAAGCCCGGGACCGCGUCCGGGGACGAGGAGACGUGGGUCAGGUUCUACCACGCCUCCGGGUGCGUGCCGGAUGCGGCGCGGGUGUUUUGCGGGCGGUGCGGGGUGCACUUUGGCAAGGCUUACCGAAUCACGGAGGAUCUGUACGGGUUCAUGGACAAGCCGGCGGGCGGGUGGGACGAGGUGGUGAACAUCAGCAUCGCGACCAUGGAUGACGAAUGGCUGGGGCAGGAUUGGAUGGAGCCGGCGGUGCAGGCUUUUGGGGGAUUGUGGGGGGUUCCAUGGGUUGUGAGAACGGUAAAGAUGGGCGAGGACGAGGGCCAAGUAUGAGAAGCAUUCUAGCAAGUGUUUCUUCGUUGAUAAGUCGAACCUGAAUGCGUAAACCUGCCGACCAAGCGCGUACGGAAUCAUGGUGGCUUGUGUGUAUAUAUUGCUUCACCUGACUCUGAUGGAUAAAACAUCUCUACAUCGCAGGUUAGCACAUCUCAUCUAGGAUACGGAAUGUUUCGAACUGGCGCAGGAGAUAAGCGCAAACACAAGCGACGACGCAGUUGGGAUAUUGACCAACCGUCGACUGCCUCGGCGCCCAGAAUAUGGGACGACUUUGGCGUGUAAGCCCAGACUGGGCUGUGCACCUGUCAGAAAGGCAAUGCUGGGACGAGCACAGAUGAUGCAGCACGCUUUCUUGCAUUUUGUUGCAUUUCUCCGAAAGUCAAUUCGACGCCUUUCAGCGUCUCCGCAAAGGGCAUACACAAAUUAAGCAG
Messenger RNA from Colletotrichum navitas, 1372 nucleotides. RefSeq lists its product as uncharacterized. Lineage: Eukaryota; Fungi; Ascomycota; Sordariomycetes; Glomerellales; Glomerellaceae. Bases 216 to 938 code for a protein of 240 amino acids. The record is from RefSeq and is a predicted model, not a curated record. The transcript has 2 exons.